AUGGCCUCGACUACACAAAAGUCGGCGAUUCCAUCAUCAUCGUUAGCUUCCAAGUUCCAGCGAUUAAACGGCUCUCGAGCGAUUGCGAGAGUCUUGCGAUGGAACACGACAUGGGCGCUCGCCGAAUGCCCUUUCUGCGAGCAACCUCAUGAGCAUUCAAUCAGCUUCUUCCCGAGCGCCGAUGAGAGUCUACGCCAGCCUAUGUCAAACAGCCCUGACACCUUUCGAGGAUUAGAGCCUGCGACCAUGUGGUUCUUUGUCGCACCAUGCCAUACCGCUGGCUACGCAUACAGGCUCGUCUUCCCUUUUGAAAAGCACGAUGCUUGUUUUGAAACCGUUGUUUUCAGGAAAUAUGGACUGAACGCUCUGCCUGAGUCCAGCCGUUUGGAUCAUCGUAUCAGCGUGACGGACCGGUCUGAGACCAUCGGUGUCAAAGACCACGCUAUUCCUUCUGGAAACGAGAGACAAUAG
Colletotrichum costaricense is the source of this 471-nucleotide messenger RNA. RefSeq lists its product as uncharacterized. The transcript has 2 exons. Lineage: Eukaryota; Fungi; Ascomycota; Sordariomycetes; Glomerellales; Glomerellaceae. The record is from RefSeq and is a predicted model, not a curated record. Bases 1 to 471 code for a protein of 156 amino acids.